Molecule: messenger RNA, 2634 nt
Organism: Vicia villosa (hairy vetch)
Lineage: Eukaryota; Viridiplantae; Streptophyta; Magnoliopsida; Fabales; Fabaceae
Exons: 8
Coding region: 266-1852 (528 amino acids)
Biological process (GO): mRNA 3'-end processing
Cellular component (GO): RNA polymerase II, holoenzyme
Molecular function (GO): RNA polymerase II complex binding
Source: RefSeq, a predicted model, not a curated record
AGUACGCUCCGUGAAACACAAACGCAACGCAAAAGCCGAACUUAAAACUCAAACUGCUUCCUCUCUCAAACUAUGCUUCUUCUUCUUCUCACUUCUCUCUGACACUCUUUUUUCUCUCGCACCUUUAUCUCCGGAAAAUAAUUCGCUACAAUUCGUCAUUGUUUUCGGUUAUUGCUUAUCCUCACCAACAUUCUUCGUCGCUUCUCUUAUGUUUUGAUUGAAGUUGGAAUUUUAGUUGAUAGCUGUGCCAACUUUAAUUGGAAAGAUGGGUAGCACAUUCAAUUCACAGAUUUUAGUGGAAAAACUAGCCAAGCUGAAUGGCUCGCAGACAAGCAUAGAGACUUUGUCACAUUGGUGCAUAUUUCAUAUGAACAAAGCCAAACAAGUUGUUGAAACAUGGGCUAAACAGUUCCAUUGCUCUCCGCAUGAAAAGAAAUUGGCAUUUCUGUUCCUUGCAAAUGAUAUUAUACAAAACAGCAGGCGAAAGGGUUCUGAAUUUGUCGGUGAAUUUUGGAAGGUUCUUCCAGACUGUCUUCGAGAUGUCACUCAGAAUGGAGACGAACAUGCUAGGAGUCAAGCACUUCGACUGGUUGGUAUAUGGGAAGAAAGAAAAGUUUUUGGUUCUCGUGGUCAAAUUCUUAAGGAAGAAUUUAUUGGGAAGCAUGAUUUGAAACCUAUGAACGUGAAACCGACGAAUGUGAAACCUAUGAAUGUGAAACUGAGGCCAUCUGCUGGGAAUGCAUUGGAUAAAAUAGUUUCGGGCUAUCAACAUAUUUAUGCAGGGCAGACAGAUGAAGAUGUUGUAUUAAGCAAAUGCAGGAAUGCCAUUAGCUUUCUUGAGAAAGCAGAUAAGGAAAUAGUUCACGGUAGUAAUUCAGGGAACUUCCAUGGAUCUGCGGUAGUGAAUGAGCUCCAGGGGCAUAAUGCCAUACUAAAGGACUGCAUUGAGCAGUUAACAACGCUAGAAUCAUCAAGAGCUGGCCUUGUGUCUCAUCUGAGAGAGGCUCUUCAGGAUCAGGAAUUCAAGCUGGGUCAAGUUCGUAGCCAGAUCCAGGCUGCAAGUGCUCAGUGGGAACAUGCGAACAAUACCUGCCAACAGUUACUGAACCGCAACAAUAUUCAGUCAUUAGUUGAACAGAGCUCAAAGGAAAUUCAGACCUCCAUGACACCUGCAAGUUUUAAUUCUGGCGACAGAGAGCUAUCAGCCCCAUUAAUGUAUUCACCACAAAUUAUGUUUCCUCAAAAUUCUGGACACGGUGAGGAAGAUCCACGCAAGUCUGCAGCCGCCGCAGUGGCAGCAAAGCUGACUGCAUCCACAUCCUCUGCCCAGAUGCUGUCUUAUGUGCUAUCCUCUUUAGCAUCAGAAGGUGUCAUAGGCAAUCCGAUGACAGAGUCUUCUUCUGAUUAUCACUCCGAAAAGAGGGCUAAGCUUGAGAAUGAUGGGCAAUCUUAUGUGCCAUCUCAGAAUCCUCAACAACCACUUCCUCCCUUUUCGCUUUCUGAACCUACCCAACACUAUGCAUCUUCAUCCAACCAGCAAUCUACUCCAAAUGAGCCACCACCUCCACCCUCAUCAUCACCUCCCCCACUACCCCCACCGCCACCAAUGCCUCAACAAUACCCUGUGCCGCAGUUCAUGCAGAAUGUAGGGCCUGUUAACAAUAUGGCAUAUAGCUAUGGCGUGAUUCAACAGCCGUCAAAUAUGGCAGCCUAUCCCGCAGCUGGGAUUUCCAUGAACAAUGUAUCUCCUUAUACACCUCAAAUGAAUCCAUAUCAGGGUUUUCAGGGUUCUGAUGGAAACUACUACAACCCGUCUUCCUCAAUGCCUAUGGUCCCCAUCUCGCGCCAAUAAAACUCCUAAUUCUGAGUCCUAGAGCAUCUCUCUGAGGCAAACAAAGGUGACUUAGAACAUCCGCUGUAUCUCUAUACAUGACAUUGUUAAUGGUUUUGUUGAAUAGGGUUAUAUUUAUCUUUUCAUGAUUGUAAAACUUAGCAGAUAUUGUUGCCUUGGAGGUUUUUUAGAUGUCUGUAUUUUAGUGUUGUAGACAGGUCUUCUGUUGGUUCUGAAUCCGUUCUGAUGUAUGUUCUCAUCAGUGGUACUGGCCAACCAGCAUAUCUUCAAAAGAUUUGCAUUUUUCCUUACAGGUGUGCCUUGUGGGCAGAGUUAUGUGUACAGACCAGGGUCAAGUUAGUUUGAAACAUUUUUUAUUUAUUUAUAAUAUACUUGACAUUUUGUUAGGAUAUUUCAUAUUGGGUUUAAUUAUCUUCUUCUUGGUGUGUUUAUUAUAUUAACUUGAGAUUAUGCUAGUUGAUGACCGAGGGUUGUUUCGGGCUCUUGGACAUGGUCAGUCGAGUAUAGAAAGUUUCUCAAUCCAUCUCUUAAAAAUGUGGGGUGUUUAAUAAUGAGGAGUGCUUUCCAAUGCACCCUCCUCUUGUGCCCAUCCUUAUUGUGUUUGGUGGAUGAAUGUAUAUUGUGUUUGGUGGAUGAUCCGAUUGGAGAAAUUUACCUGCCACCCCACAUCCCACACUUAUAUUUAUAUCUGGCACCCUCAAAAUGAAUAAAAAGAACAAAAUAAUCUUAUUUAAAGUUUUCUUCAAAAAGUUUGAAAUCUCCUGGGCGACACUGGAAAUUUU